AUGGAGGACUCCAACCAGACUUAUGUGAAUGGAUUCAUUCUCCUUGGUCUGUCGACCAUCCCGAACCUUCAAGCUAUUUUCUUCUCCCUGUUUCUGUCUAUGUACAUAGCCACUAUAAUAGGAAACACUUUGCUUAUUGUAGCUGUGAGACUAAAUACUCAGCUCCAGACCCCAAUGUAUUUAUUCCUCUGUAAUCUCGCCUUCAUUGACAUCUGUUUCUCCACCACCGUAGUGCCCCAACUUUUGGUAAACACUUUAGUUGAGGAUGGAAGAAUUUCACUGUUGGGUUGUGUGACUCAGAUGUUCAUUUCUUUAGUUCUUGGUGCAACAGAAUGUUUACUGCUGGCAGUCAUGUCCUUCGACCGAUACGCAGCUAUCUGUAAACCAUUACACUACAAUGUUAUCAUGAGCAAGAGAUUGUGCAUCGCACUAGCGACUGGAUGCUGGACAUUCUGUAUAAUAAAUUCCUUUGUCCAUGUUGUACUAACCUUUAAACUGCCCUUUUGCAGGUCCCACUAUGUCAACCACUUCUUUUGUGAGGUGCCUCCAUUCUUUCGAAUUUCUUGUGCUGACACCUGGUUUAACGAGGUUGCAAUGUACAUUUCAGCUGUGACUAUUGGGAUGUGUUCCUUCUUGUUGACUCUAACAUCAUACAUUCAUAUUAUAUCCACAAUAUUAAAGAUCCGUUCUUCUGAGGGACGUCAUAAAGUUUUCUCGACCUGCGCAUCUCAUCUUAUCGUGGUCAGUCUCUAUUACACAACCAUCAUGUCCAUGUAUCUGCGCCCACAUUCCGCAUACUACCCCGAAACAGACAAGGGUAUUUCUAUUCUCUACACCACAGUUACACCAAUGCUGAAUCCCAUUGUAUACAGCAUCAGAAAUAAACCUGUUAAAUGGACCUUAAAGAGAAUAUUUACCAGCCUAUAAUCAGUAGAAGACCUUUCAGUUGGAUUUCAUCCAA
Molecule: messenger RNA, 961 nt
Organism: Pelobates fuscus (common spadefoot toad)
Lineage: Eukaryota; Metazoa; Chordata; Amphibia; Anura; Pelobatidae
Product: olfactory receptor 5V1-like
Exons: 1
Coding region: 1-927 (308 amino acids)
Biological process (GO): G protein-coupled receptor signaling pathway
Cellular component (GO): membrane
Molecular function (GO): G protein-coupled receptor activity; odorant binding; olfactory receptor activity
Source: RefSeq, a predicted model, not a curated record